Molecule: messenger RNA, 972 nt
Organism: Penicillium riverlandense
Lineage: Eukaryota; Fungi; Ascomycota; Eurotiomycetes; Eurotiales; Aspergillaceae
Product: NADP-dependent oxidoreductase
Exons: 2
Coding region: 1-972 (323 amino acids)
Molecular function (GO): zinc ion binding; oxidoreductase activity
Source: RefSeq, a predicted model, not a curated record
AUGUCAACAAACAAUCUACCAUCUAUCAUGCGCGCUCUGCUGCAGGCAGAUCCAACUUCUACAACCGUCACGCUCGUCGAGCGCCCUCUGCCAGCACCCGAUUCCGAGAAAGGCGAGCAUCUAGUCCGUGUUUAUGCUGCUUCUCCGUGCGCAGGCGAACUUCUAUGGCCUAGUUUUGGUUUUGAUAUCCCAGGGAAGGAGAUCGUUACCUGCGACGACGUAGGAGACGAAGUAUACGCUCGCACAAGCUACAAUCGCCCGGGUUGCGCUCGUGAUUACGCAAUUGUUACUACAGACGAGUUGGCCGUACGGCCCCGCAAGCUGAGCUGGGCGGAGUCUGCAGCUGUGCCUCUUUCUGCGGAAACAGCGUGGCAGGCUCUAUUUAAGUAUACUGGGGUUGGCGAAUUCGAUAGCCCCAACUGGAAGGGUAAACGUAUCUUGGUGACUGGGGCUUCGGGGGGUGUUGGGACCUGGAUCGUUCAGAUUGCAAGCCUCAUAGGCGCGGAAGUGGUUGGUACUUGCGGACCAGACAACAUAGACCAUGUCCGAGCACUAGGAGCCACUGAGGUACUGAACUAUCGCUCUGUCAAGGUCUCUGAGUGGGGUCAGAACCUAGUGAACAAAGUCGACAUCGUCAUUGACUGUGUUGGCGGUCAAUCACUUCAAGAUGCCUGGUAUUGCCUCCGUGAUAACGGCGUGAUCAUUAGUAUCAACCAACCACCGGAGGGUAAGCGACCAGCUGGAUUCGCCUCUAGCGUGAAAGAUAUUUUCUUCGUCAUGGAGCCAUCUGGCGCAAACUUGGCAGAAAUCACAAAGCUGAUUGACAAGGGCAAAUGCCGGCCUAUCGUUGAUAGCGUCUGGCCCUUGGAGCAAUUUAAAAUUGGAUACGGACGUUUGGAGAGUGGCCAUGCCCGAGGCAAGGUCAUUUUUGAUAUGUUGUUGAACACUGAAAAGCUGCCUGUACCAAUCUAA